CCGCCGCUGCCGCCCAGUUCAGCCAAUGAGAACUUGAGUCUCGAGACGCUCACGUCAGCCUUCCAGUCAGCUGAUAACUGUAAACAAACAAGAGGAGACAUUUAAAUAUAGUGACGUUGAAGGAGAAGAUUGGUGUUGAAGAUAUACAAGAUGUUCCACACAAUUUGCAAGUCAAAUAUUGUGCAGUAUGGAAGGCAUUACCAACAGGCUAAGGUUCUCAGGACUGCAGGCUCUCAUAUCUUGGGAAGUUGCCAUAUUCACCAAGAAUAUUCCUUUAAGACAAGCACUGAAAAUUUCAUUCACAAGUUAGACAAUGCUCAUAUAAAUAAUUCUGAGAGCAAAUAUGAAAGAGGAAAAUAUCAUAGACAUAGAGUAAAUUAUAGGAAUCAAUUAGGCAUACUAGCUGGAAUCAUGGGAACAGCUGCAAUCCUUGGCAUAGAUUCAGCUCUGUGUGAAAACCAAGAAGAAAAUGCACAUGAUGAAAUUAUAUCACUUAAGUCAACAGUCACAUCCACAAUCAGUAAUAUUUCAUCUGGAGAAUCUUUAACAAAUCAAGAUGCUGAUCAGAAAGGUCAGGAUGUAGUUGGUACAGAAAAACAUUCUGCUGAAACCCAAGCAUUCCCUCAUGGGAACAUAACUUAUGCUCGUAAUACUGAAACAGCAAGUACAUUAGCAACACAUGAUAUUUCUCAGAAAGAAAAUUUGACUGAUUUUCAAGAGACCGUGAAGAAGUCUCGUCAGCUGUUGAAGCGUUGCAUGGAGGAGGCUGGAACACCAGGCAUUGUUGUGGCAGUAUCAGUGAAUGGCAAGACAGUUUGGGCAGAUGGAUUUGGGUUUGCUGACCUAGAAAACAAUGUUCGGUGUACGUCCAACACUGUCAUGCGCAUUGCCAGCAUCAGCAAAGCAUUAACUAUGACAGCUGUUGCUAGGCUGUGGGAGGAAGGAAAGUUGGAUCUUGAUGCUCCUAUUCAGAAAUACAUCCCAAGUUUCCCUGUUAAAACCUACCAUGGGGAAGAGGUAACUAUAACAACCAGGCAUCUUAUCAGCCACAAGUCAGGAAUUCGGAAUUAUAAACGGAAAGAUGCCAAUAAGAAGGAAAGAGGAGAGGUGAAGGAGGAGAUGACUACUGUAUCAAAAGAAGACAGUAAGAAACAUAAAGAAAAACAAUCAAAUAAAGCAAAUGAAAAAAAUGAAAAAUCUAUAAACUCUGAAAAGGAAAGCAGUGAAAAGAAAUCCAUAAAUGACAAGCAAAAUGAAAAUGAAGAAAGUGGCAUUAUCGCUAAAGAGAAGCCAAAGGGGCGAAAUAAGAAAUUUAAAGGAAAAUGCGGCAAAACAAAAAAGUCUAAAAAACAGGAAGAGGAGGAUGAAUUUGCCAUGCAAGAAUAUUACAUUAAGGAAGAAUUUAAUACUGUUCAGGAAUCACUUGAGCUCUUUCAGAAUGAUGAGCUGUACUUUAAGCCUGGUACAGACUACUUAUACACAACUCACGGAUGGACAGUUGUGAGUGCUGUGGUGGAAGGCGCGUCCGGAAAGCCAUUUACUGAAGUCAUAACUCGUCUCUUUUAUGACCUGGGUCUUGAAAAUACGUAUCUUGACAAAAAUGCCCCUAUUAUAUAUAACAGAGCGAGAUACUAUAUUCGUGACAAAGAUGGCAAGCUAAAGAAUGCCCCAUAUAUAGAUAACUCCUAUAAAUGGGCUGGUGGUGGCUUCCUCUCUACAGUUCAUGACCUCUGCAAGUUUGGAAAUGUGAUGCUGUAUUCAAGUCAACAGGAAAGUGAAAAUGACAAUGAAGGGACCCAUGUGCUGCCAGGCUUCUUAAAAGCAUCUACAAUGCAAGCAUUGUGGACUCCAGUGGAUGGCACCAAUGUGAAGUGGGUCCACGAUCAAGGAUAUGGAAUGGGUUGGGAGGCCAUGAAAGAAAAUCAUUCAUAUGGAUUUUGUAGAAACUCCCGGCAUUUUGCUUUGCAUUCAGGAGCAGCAGUAGGAGCUAGCAGUGUCCUCCUUGUUCUUCCUAAGCAAGGUUAUUGCUGCAAAGAGAAUGGUGCUCCUCCCAAAGGAGUAGUUGUAUCAAUAAUUACCAAUAUGCAGAGUGUUAACCUCAAAAAAGUGGCAUUGCAGAUUGCUCACUAUUUUGAGAAUCUGCAAUAAAAUAUUUAAAAUAUGAGACACACAAACAUUGACUUUUUGUAGCUUAAUAUUUUCACAGGAAAGUAAACCGUGCUAAUUAAAAUACUGUACUAUACAUGUUGCAAGGUGCAACAAGUUUGUUUAAAUGUGCUUUUAUUGGGUUUAAUUUUAAAAUAAAAGUAUAAGGACGUCAAAGGAUAGCUAUUAAUGCUUUGAACUCAGUUUGUAAGGUAAGAAUUUGAUCCCUUGGUAAGAUUGGGUUGGAAUGAUAGGUGUGCUAGGAGGCAGUUGCAGUACUGUACUUAUGUCAGGGUUAUAGAAAAAAUAACCCUUCUUGCCUUUUGGCUUUCAUCCUGCAAGGCUGUGGAGAACUCUGCAAGUUUAUAUUUUUUUAAGUUUUUCAUUGUUAGUAAAAACCUGGAUUUUUUUAAAAAUCCAACCUGCCCAAAUUUGGUUUUUAUCUAUUUAAUUAACAGAUAAAUAAAUUUCUAGUUUAAUUUUGAAUAGAAAUAACUGUUGGCCCCACAUUAAAGUAAACAAAGUUUGUUUUAACCCACCCGUAUUUUUUAAACUAAAAAACUCGGUCCAGGCAGGUAAGUGGAUUAGUAAAUUUUAGUUUAACUUUUCCAACUGCAGUGUUGCCAGUUGUGACUCAAAUUAAUAUACAGAUAGAAAAGAUCAUCCCAGCAAAUGGGGGACCUUUGACAAACCGCCAGCUUCCUGUCCUCGUCAAGGCCACUAGUAUUACUUUUUUCUAUUAUCUUUCCACUGUAACCUUUCCAUUCUCACUCACAGAAUGGGUUGCACAAUAAAUUAACUAAGCUAAAAAAAAAUUAAACAAUGGAAAAACAAAAAUUCCGGGCAAAAUAUAUUUAGACAAAGAUUUCAAAACAAUACAUGUUCUAAUGCCUCUUCUAUGUUAGGCACCCUUUAAGUGUGAAAUGUAGUUUCUGGAUAGCAAUGGCUAUUUGUACAAUUGUCCACUUAUAGUAUAUUUAUAUGUAAGCACUGUACUGUGCAGUAAUGAAAUUGAUCUGCUGAGUGUAUAGAUUCACAGCAUUUGCAAAUACUUCCAGUCCAUUGUAAACUUGCUCUUGCUGUGGUCUUAAUCCAUACAAAAAUAAUUUGGUGUUGCUCAUUGAACUGCUUCUUCGGCCACUUUGACACAGCACACGUUCAUAAAAAAAACAUUUUAUGAAAAACACACAUUACAUAAAAACUUUACUGAACUGGCAUAUUCAAAUCACCAACUGUAGUCACUUCAUGUUUGCUGCACACUUCUACUAUUCCAUCAUAUAUUUUAACUGUCAAUUUUGAGAAUUGACUCAGAAGGUAGGAUAUAAAUUAUACUUAAUUCUUUUAUGUGUAUUUGUUCAAAUUCUAUAAAAUGGAUUCAAUAUUUUAAAUAAUUGUGUAGCUUUUACCGGCUGCUUUUAAUUGGUGGGCUUCCCCUAAGCAGUACAAAUACCCUGUACUUUAAAUAUAAAUAUACAUAAAUGUCUUAAGCCCUUACAUUGCUCCAAUUACUGGAGAACAAUUGACCCCAUAUGCUUCAAUUGCCCAGAGAUGAUUUAAGGUGGCCCAUUUUAAUCUUAAUCCCCCACAUAUUCUAGGGGAUGGCAUUUGACACUAUUUAUCUGUACAUACAUAUACAGUAUUUCCAAUACUGAAUACUGAAUAAUAUAUACUGAAUACCACUACUGUACUGACACAUCAAUACAACAUGUGAGCAUGAAAACAUUUAAUAAAUAAAGUGAGAAACGGAGAAAAUAAAUGGACCAGGUUAUUCCCGUGUGGUGCCUCACCUCAUUACAGUUCUACAGAAAAAAUUAAACAUCUUCGGGCACUACAGUUAAACCAUAAUAGGAAGAGACUUUACUUGGAUUUUCGUGCUUCUUGUAUGUAAAUUAACAGUAUCAAAAGCAAAUAAAAAUCUGAAUUUUUUCUUGUGCAUGACAGACUGCAUUAAAAUGGCCUGCACAGUGUAAGGGUUAAAAUAAACUGAAGUGUUAUCUUACAAAUUAGUUGUUUUAAAAAAAUCCAGGCAAAUUUUGUGAGAAUCCAGAUUAGCACCAGCAUUGAGAGCCUCCCAUAUCUCUGCUACACACCUACCAAGAACCAAUUACACCUAGCCUGAAAGUCAUCAACAUCCUCACACUUCAUCACCCAACCACUUAGGCUGGAGGGUAGAGUGACAGUCUCGCUUCAUGCAGGUCGGCAUUCAAUCCCCAACUGUUGAAGUGGAUGGGCACCAUUCCUUUUCCUCCAUCCCGUCCCCAAUCCUUAUUCUGACCACCUUCCCAGUGCUAUAUAGUCGAAAUGGCUUGGCACUUUCUCCUGAUAGUUCCAUUCCCUCACAUUAUAUAUAAAUACUGGAUUGCAUUAUGCAAACACUCAAAUGUUUGGCUGCAGUCACCAACUGCCAACACUUGACUACGAUCUCUGUGUCACCUAACCUCUCCGCCCAGAGCGUCUGUCUGGCUUCGGUCAUAUACUCCUUUCUAUUCACAGAAAACUUACCUUUUUGUUUGGGUAUCACUAAAGACCCUAAACAGUUGGGCACUAGUGUGAUAUCAGCAUUGGUUGCUGUAUACAUAUGUAAGUUACAACUACAGUACAGUACUGAACUGUAAUACAAUAUUUACUAAAAAUGUGCAUGGUGUUUGCCAAAUUUUGGUAUAAUUAUGUGGGUUGUGUUGCAAACACUAUGAAUUGUGUAUCAGAUGUUAGAUCAUGUGACGUUAAAAAUGUAAUUAUAAAUGCAUUUUCAUAAUCAAUCAUAAAUUGCCUUGAAAUAAAUUUCAAGGCAAUUUAUGAUUGUAUUUAAAAUUUUAAAUGUUAAAAAUAUUACAAUAAAAUAAUUUUACAA
Procambarus clarkii (red swamp crayfish) is the source of this 4996-nucleotide messenger RNA. RefSeq names its product serine beta-lactamase-like protein LACTB, mitochondrial. Gene Ontology annotation, cellular component: mitochondrion. Gene Ontology annotation, biological process: regulation of lipid metabolic process; proteolysis. The record is from RefSeq and is a predicted model, not a curated record. Lineage: Eukaryota; Metazoa; Arthropoda; Malacostraca; Decapoda; Cambaridae. Gene Ontology annotation, molecular function: peptidase activity.